Trichomonas vaginalis G3 is the source of this 1770-nucleotide messenger RNA. Its product is annotated as RING finger protein-related family. Gene Ontology annotation, cellular component: HULC complex; nucleus. The record is from RefSeq and is a predicted model, not a curated record. Lineage: Eukaryota; Parabasalia; Trichomonadida; Trichomonadidae. Gene Ontology annotation, molecular function: ubiquitin protein ligase activity. The transcript has a single exon. Bases 1 to 1770 code for a protein of 589 amino acids.
AUGUUCUUUCAGGAGCUCCUCGCGGGCUCCUUGGAUUCAGCUCUGAAUCUACUCAAUAGCUUAGAAGAUCUUGAAACAAUGUCAGAUCAAUCAAUUUCAGAGCUCCGUAUCCUUGUUACUUCAAUUUUUAAAUUAAUUAAUCAAGAUAUGCCGCAAUUUGAUGGUGGGCGCUUCAUGGUCCAAUUCUUCAGUCAAUACUCAAACGAUGAUCCUGACAUUCAGCGCGUAGCUAAUGAUUUAAAUAAAUUUCGAUCUUUAUACAAACAAAUUUUGCAAACACGUGAACAGAUUGCCUUACUACAUUAUAAUUUAAACUUAUUUCACGAAUAUACACGUAUAUUUGGAGAACUUGCUCCAUCAUUUGAUGAAUUAAAAGGCAAUAUUUCAUCUUUCGAACCAAAAUCCGUAGAUGCUUAUGUUGAGAAGACAGGACCUCGCGAAUAUUCUCCUGUUCCAAAUAUUUACUCUCAUGAGUACGAAAAACGAUUAUUUUCAGCAGAUUUCCAACCAAUUGAUUCUAUUUAUAUCUCAAGGUUUCUCCAGCGUAUCCGUCCUAAUGAUGAAUCUUCAAUUGUCAUGAAUACCAAUAUUUUACUUAGUUCUACUUCAGAAAUGUUGGAAAAAUUAAUAGAAAUGAAAUAUGAAACAGAUUACGAUAUACAGAUGGGAAAUAUAAUAUACAAAUACCCUGAACGUGAUAUUGUUCUUAACCAUCAGUUCUCAAAACAACUAAUUAAGCAAAAUAAGUCUUUUGAAAGCAUUAUUAAUCACGAUGACGACAUAGCAGUACUUUCAAGAACAAAUAUGCUCAAAAAUGCAUCGAUACUAUACGACAUGGCCACUUCUCUCGAUGAUUAUUUUGUUGAAUCAGACAAUCAAACAAAUUACUUACCUGUUAUAGCCGCCAAGGUCAAUGCUGUUGAUAACAAGAUUAGAUCCAUUAGAUACAUCAAUAAUUUACUUAGAAAAUCUCAAUAUGUUCCAUUAUCUCAAGGAAUCCAGCCAAUUCUUGAUUACAUUGAGUUGCAACAUAAAAUGGAGUCAUUGUUCAACGAUAUUAUCACCAACGGCUUUGAAAACAAGCAUCUUGGAGAAAUAGAUACGAUUAUUACCGAAUUAGGAGAGAUUAAGAAGAGAUUUACCGAUGCCAAACGGGAAAUAUCCAAAGUACUGAAAGAUAAAGAGUAUCAGCUGACUAUUUUGAAGAAUACAACUCCACUUCCUCCUCCUGACGUAACUGCGCUUAAUGUUACCAGAGAAAGGGCGUUUAAUAUGUCCAAAGCUGUCAUUAAAGCUGUUGACGAGGCAAUGGAAGGAAGAAUGAAGCUAAAAGAAGGAAUUAUGAACUGUAUUAACACAAUUUCAACAAUUGAACCUCCAAUUCCUUAUUCAAUUGUUGUAAAUGAAGAUGAUACACAAUAUAAUGACACAAUUACAUGGCUAAAGUCAAUAAGAGACGAUCUUCAAAAUUAUGUUGACAAUUUGAAACAAGAAAUUGCAGAAAAGGAUAAAAUAAUCAAUAAGGAGCCAUCAAGAGUCAAUAGUACAACUGGACAAAUGAUUAUUCAAGGAAGUGACGAAAUAUACAACGAACUCCGAGCAAUUGUCAGUUGUCCGCUCUGUGAAAGGGAAGCCACGCAUUGUUUGGGUAAGUGUGGCCACAUUUUGUGCGCUGAUUGUGUGGAUAAGGUUGUAACUUCUGAUACUUUCGUUUGUCCCGUUUGCGGCUGCCAAUCUGUUAAAGCUGAUAUAAUCGCCAUCAAAUGGUAG